AUGUCUUUUGCAUCUUUUAUCCUUGCCGGCAUCAUCAUGAUGUUCGCCACCGGUGGUACUCCACCGCCGAUGGCCCAAGCUCAGAGUUUUACUAUACACACGAGAUUGACCAACACUAGCGGUUUCAUACACAAACUUCGUCACAAGUUAACUCGACCCCUUCAUCUUGAUCAAGGCAUAGUCUUCCCUUCUAUGCCAUCCGGCUUGGUCUACGUAAGUGCCCACUUCGGGACUCCUCCACUCACCAUCAACCUUGCCUUGGACACCCUCUUUCCAUUCACUUGGGUUCAGACAGUUGGUUGCCGUCGAUACUGCUUCAACCUUUCAUAUCCAUUUUCCAACUUUGACCCCAGAAAAUCCACCACUUUCCAACUUCUCCCUCCAAACAACACCACCAUCUGCUCACCACCCAUCGCUCAUCCAUCGCGUUCUGGUUCCUUGUGUGUUUACGACGCUGGUUAUAGCGGUGGCAUAUUUGGAAUCGACGAGUUCCAGUUGUUGUCGCCCUUCCCCUCCUCCUCUUCAACUAACCGAAUUGCAUUCGGCUGUGACCUCCAGUCCCAGGUGGACUUCAAUGGAGGGUGGGAUUUCAACCCUAUCGGAGGGAUGAUAGGGUUAGGCAAAGGGCACCCCUCCAGCAUUGUAAGCCAACUAGGCUCUGACCGUUACUCUUACUGCCUUCCCGGCUUUGCGCAGUCACAGUCCGGCCAGCCAACACUCAACUUCGGCUCUGACGCCAUUAUUGAUGCUAGUGCUACAAAUGUACAAACAACUCCACUAAUCUCAUCCACACUCUCCUCCGCCCCCGAGCAGUUCUACAAUUACCUCAAUAUGACUGCUGUAACCGUAAACGGAGAUGUUGUGUACAUGAUGCCGGAAAACAGCUCAGCAAACCUUGUCCUCUUGGACUCCGGAUCACCAGACUCCUGGUUGAUUGAGGACGCCAUUUUCAGUCUACAAGACAGCAUUGUUAAAUACUUUGCAGAGUCUUACGGUUGGAAACAUCCGAAGAUAGAAUCUGAAUCUGCUAGGGGGUACCCUUGUUGCUACGAUUUACCGUCUAAUCUGGCUAGCGUAGUUUUCCCAAAAGUUGCAAUACAGUUCCUGGGUGGAGCUAGCCUAGAGUUGCACAAUGCUUUUGAGAUCUUCGCAGCUGAGCAUGAGUUUUGCAUGGUCAUAAGGGAAGGUGCUCCAAACGUUAUAGGUGUUUACCAGCAGCUGGGUUAUAGAUUCUUGUUUGAUCAAGCUCAGUCCGAGCUCUCUUUUGCUCCAAACAUGUGUUAA
Molecule: messenger RNA, 1284 nt
Organism: Fragaria vesca subsp. vesca
Lineage: Eukaryota; Viridiplantae; Streptophyta; Magnoliopsida; Rosales; Rosaceae
Product: aspartic proteinase nepenthesin-2-like
Exons: 1
Coding region: 1-1284 (427 amino acids)
Cellular component (GO): extracellular region
Source: RefSeq, a predicted model, not a curated record